AUGACCGAGGUCGUCCAGCCCGUGGAUAUAGCCCCACCGCCCGUCAACGCGCUCGUGCGGGGCGAACUCGCCGAGUUCAUCGACUACCAGUCCUUCACGCAGGACACCACGGAUCGCGAGGACCACAGCUUCUGCGGCGUCUUCUUCGACCUCUCCCCAUCCGACGAGCUCCCCUUGUCGUACGUCGAGGUGACGUCCAUAUGGGUCCGCGGCGACCUCGGACCGUGCACGAUAUGGACCACCCCCGACGGCCACGGCGGCGUGCCCGGUCCGAACAGGCCGAACAGUAAGGUGUACGAACAGGACGCGUGGAGGUGCGUGUACGAGCGCGACCACGGCCCAUCCUUCGACGAGUUCGUCGAGAUGCGAUUCGACGAGCCCGUGCGGUUGGAACGAGGCAAACGGACGGGUUUUUACGUCCACAGCAAGGCCCAGGGCGACCGCGCGGUGGUGUACGACGACCAGAGGUACGGCACGCGGGGCGUCGUGGACGACGGGAGGCUGGUGAUCUGGCCCGCGGUGGCGCACCUGUCGUGUCGACCGUUCGGCAGGCGAGCGCCUUGGGGCGGCAACGCUCUACGUGCCAACCGGCUCUUCGUGGGACGAGUCGCGUACGGCGUGCGUUGGCUGCUGUGGCAACCGGAGCCGCAGUGCCACGUACGGUUUCCCGCGGGGUUCCGGCGCGCGGUGGAGACGAUGGUGCUGUGCGCGAGGCAGCCCGGGUGCGAGCUGAGCCGGCUGGGCGACGAGGUCAUCUUUUACAUCAUGAACAAGUGCGGCUGGGACUGGUUCGGGGAGAACAUGACGGCGGACGGGCCGUCGUUCGAGGAGAGGAAGGCUGCGGAGCAGGAGGCGUACCGGGCGCGCGAGCGAGAGGAGCGGCGCACCGCGCUGAGGCAGAUGUUCGGCGAGGGGAUGUCCGACCAGGAGGUCGAGAACCUGAUGGAGCAGGUGGACGAUAACCCAAACUUGAACUACAUGCUGCUCAACUAUCUCAUGUACGGAGACCAAGACGACGACGACGACGACGACGGCGGCGAGGAUGAGGAGGCAGAGUGGGACCCUGACGACGACGACGAGGAGGAGGACGAGGAGGACGAGGAGGACGAGGCAGAGUGGGCCCUGAACGCCGACAGUUCCGGCUCGGACGACGACUCUGACGAUCGUUCCGAGGACUUCGAGGACGCCGACGGCGGCGACGAGGACGAGGACGGGGACGGGGAGGAACCCGCCUCCAUGGACGACGACGCGUGA
Messenger RNA from Micromonas commoda, 1254 nucleotides. RefSeq lists its product with no specific name. The transcript has 2 exons. The coding region runs from base 1 to 1254 and encodes 417 amino acids. The record is from RefSeq and is a predicted model, not a curated record. Lineage: Eukaryota; Viridiplantae; Chlorophyta; Mamiellophyceae; Mamiellales; Mamiellaceae.